Molecule: messenger RNA, 1031 nt
Organism: Brassica napus (rape)
Lineage: Eukaryota; Viridiplantae; Streptophyta; Magnoliopsida; Brassicales; Brassicaceae
Product: nuclear transcription factor Y subunit C-4
Exons: 2
Coding region: 70-726 (218 amino acids)
Biological process (GO): regulation of DNA-templated transcription
Cellular component (GO): nucleus
Molecular function (GO): DNA binding; protein heterodimerization activity; DNA-binding transcription activator activity, RNA polymerase II-specific
Source: RefSeq, a predicted model, not a curated record
GGAUAGAAACUUUUUUCCUAUUUAAAACUCUGUAACAGCUCUUUGAUCCAAUCACAACCCGAAGAUCCAAUGGACAAUAACAACCAGCAACCGCCACCACCUACCUCCGCCGCCGUAAUCCCUCCUCCUGGAUCCACACCAGUAUCCCCUUCCAGAGGAGCCUCCUCAUACCACGAACUCCUCCAGCAACAGCUCCAAAUGUUCUGGAACUACCAACGAACCGAGAUCGAACAAGUAAACGAUUUCAAAAACCACCAGCUCCCCCUCGCGCGGAUCAAAAAGAUCAUGAAAGCCGACGAAGACGUCCGCAUGAUCUCCGCGGAGGCGCCGAUCCUCUUCGCCAAGGCCUGCGAGAUUUUCAUCCUCGAGCUCACCAUCCGAUCGUGGCUCCACGCCGAGGAGAACAAGCGCCGGACGCUUCAGGAGAACGACAUCGCCGCCGCGAUCACUCGGACGGAUAUAUUCGAUUUCCUCGUUGAUAUCGUUCCUAGGGAGGAGGAGGAGGAGGAAGAGGCGGCGGCUCCCGCUCCUUAUUAUUACCCGCCGAUGGGUCAGCCUGCUGGAACGAUGAUUGGAAGGCCGGUGGUGGAUCAUGGUGGUGUUUAUGCUCAGCCUCAGUCUCAGGUGUGGCAGAGCGUUUGGCAGAGUUCAGGGGGCGGUGAGGAUGUGUCUUAUGGAAGCGGAGGAAGUAGCGGCGGCCAUGGAAAUAUCGAUAACCAAGGUUGAGAGAGCUUGGAAAGAUUUUAGAUGCUGCCUUGUCUUAAAAGACCAGAAGUUGAGAUUGAUCUUCAACCCUGCCUUGGAUUUUGCAUGUGUCUGAUUCUUAUGCUAGUUUGUGAUUUAAAUGGCUUACUCGAAAGAAGAGAGACAACAGAAAGGCACUUCUAAGUUACUGCAGCAAAAACUGCAGACUUGCUUAACUACAUAAUCUAAAUGUGCAGAUUCUAAUUUAUGUUUUUUUUUUUUUCUUCUACUCUUGCUUCUUGGUAAUGAAUUUACAUAUGAAUGAGGAAUAUACAGUUUGUUGGUUU